Coregonus clupeaformis (lake whitefish) is the source of this 1474-nucleotide messenger RNA. RefSeq names its product trimeric intracellular cation channel type B. Lineage: Eukaryota; Metazoa; Chordata; Actinopteri; Salmoniformes; Salmonidae. Gene Ontology annotation, biological process: potassium ion transmembrane transport. Gene Ontology annotation, molecular function: identical protein binding; potassium channel activity. The transcript has 6 exons. The record is from RefSeq and is a predicted model, not a curated record. Bases 228 to 1235 code for a protein of 335 amino acids. Gene Ontology annotation, cellular component: membrane.
GCGACCAGGGGAGGUCCCCAUAAAUCCGCUAACCAGCUGUUGGCGGCUUUUUUGCACUUUCGUCAGAUCCAGCUGUUUUGGUGUGAAGACAAGACAGACAGGGACAGACCUGGGAUAAACCAAACGUACUGCUUUGAUGCUCGGAGUUGGACGGCUGCCGCGUAUUGACACCUCGAGGAUUAGAACUAGAGAACAGUCCAAGUGAAGGGUUCCACAGUAACAGAAAUAUGGAUUUGUUUGGGGUUGUGAAUUUGGACCAACUGUCCCAUGGACUGGCUGGUCUGUCCAUGUUUCCAUACUUUGACACGGCGCACUAUAUUGUGUCAGUGAUGGCACUUCGAGAACAGCCAGGAGUCCUGGAGGUGGCGAGGAGGAGCCCGUUUGCCUGCUGGUUCAGUUCUAUGCUGUACUGCUUCGGAGGGGGCAUUCUCUCUGCCCUCAUGAUGGCUGAGGCCCCCAUAGCCCCUCUGUCCAAGAACAUCAACGUCCUCAUGGCCUCGGUCAUCUGGUACCUGGUGUUCUACUGCCCCCAGGAUGUGGUGUACUCCUGUAUUGUCCUCUUCCCUCUGCGUCUGGUGCUGACGGGUAUGAAGGAGGUGACCCGCACAUGGAAGGUCCUGGGGGGGGUGGCUCAGGCACACAGCAAGUACAAGGAUGGACUGCUGGUGAUGAUCGCUAUAGGAUGGGCUGAAGGUGCUGGAGGAGGUUUGAUCAGUAAUUUUGAACAGCUGGUCAGAGGAGUCUGGAAGCCAGAGACUAAUGAGCUUCUCAAGAUGACCUACCCUACUAAGGUCACCCUGAUAGGAGCGGUGCUGUUUGCCCUGCAGCAGACCCAGUACCUGCCCAUCCAGAAGCACCACCUCAUGCUGCUGUACACCGUCUUCACCGUUGUCAACAAAACAAAUAUGAUGCUGACCGGCUCCUCCUCUUCACCCUUCGCUCCCAUCGAGUCUGUGGUGCACCGCACGUUCUUUGCCUGGCCAUCACCAUCCACAUGUACCAUUUUCACCUCUGAGACCAAGACCCCUGUAGUGAAGAAACCGUCCACAGAUAGCUCCUUGACCACUAAGAAGGGCACCGGUGAGAGCUUGAGCGGCGCAGCGGUCCCCGAGACCUCCAAGACCCCAUGGUCCCCGUCCAAGACUGCAGCACACAACAGGGGGAAGGCCUCACAGAAGAAGGCCAAAGAGCAGCCAGAGAACACUGAGACGGAGAGCUGCAAGAAGAGUGACUAGAGCCCUUAUACUGCAUUGUACUGAAUAUGAAUAUAAUCUAUAGAACGGACAGUUGUUUAGCACACUGCAAUUUGACUGGUAAAGCCAUGGGUACACUUAAUGGGGCUGUCCAUUCUAUAAAUUAUAUGUAUAUGCUGUACUGCCCUCCUUAUCCUGGCUAGGACAAUCUAUUCUCUGUGUCCUGUCGUCCUGUCGUCCUGUGUCAUCCUGUCGUCCUGUCGUCCUGUCGUCCUGUUGUC